This is a messenger RNA of Myotis davidii, 2510 nucleotides long. Its product is annotated as torsin-1A-interacting protein 2. NCBI's taxonomy places the organism in Eukaryota, Metazoa, Chordata, Mammalia, Chiroptera, Vespertilionidae. The record is from RefSeq and is a predicted model, not a curated record. Gene Ontology annotation, cellular component: membrane; endoplasmic reticulum. The coding region runs from base 254 to 1786 and encodes 510 amino acids. Gene Ontology annotation, molecular function: ATPase activator activity. The transcript is spliced from 5 exons. Gene Ontology annotation, biological process: endoplasmic reticulum organization; membrane organization.
GUGACUGAGAACAUUAUAGACUGGAUUGUUCGCUGAGUUGAGAGACUGAGUUGUAAUUGAGUGAAAAAAUAGACAACGAAAUCUUGAAGAAUUGCACUUUUAUUUUAGUGACUGUACAUAUGCCUUGUUUCCUGGGUCCGCGGGAAGCAUGAGUCUUUUGGGACUUGGGACAAGAAGAAAACAAGACUUCUUCACAAGGAAAACCAGACACUAACAAAAAGAACCCCAAGGUCUGAAGAGAGAGAACACAACCAUGGCAGACAGAGGACCUGGGGACCCGCCGAAGGACUCUCAAAAGGAUUUGGAAAAUGACCCUUCAAUAAAUUCUCAGGCACAGGAGACCACAGUCACGGCAAGUACCACCAAAGACGCUCAGAUCCUGAGCCCUGCCUCUGGUCUCAACAAGGACCACCCAGAAGUAGAAACAAUAGGUUCCGGAAGUGCAGAUACAAGUAAUCAAUCCGAAAGUCCAGAUGAAGCAAGUUAUGAGAACUAUCCAAAGGACAAAACAGAACUCAAGACCAACCAGAGUUUUCAGGAUGGCAAACUAGGGCAUCAACUCUCCUCAAAAAGUCUGAGUAAAGAAUCCUUGCAUCUUGAAAGUGUGGGUGAAGAAUCCUUGCAUCCUGAAAGUGUGGGUGAAAAGUCCUUGCAUCCUGAAAGUGUAGGGGAAAAAUCCUUGCAUCCUGAAAGUGGGGGUGAAGAAUCUUUGCAUCCAGAACCCAGCUGUGAUCCAAGUGAAGAGGUAGGAAGAGCAGAUGCACAAUUAGGGAGCAGCUCCGUAGACCUCCCUGAGGAAGCAAGCCACAGACCUGAAGCUUCACAGGAGCCACUUGCCAUAGACCCCCAGGGUGUCCGGGGUCCUGAUCAUUCCAGUGCAGGGCCGGAGAGCCAGGGUACACGGCGGCGGCGACUGGUGGAACCAGAAGCUGAAAGUCAUCAACAGGAGAUACAAACAUUAGAAGAAAAUAAAGAGGAUGCACAGGAUGCCAUAAGAAAGAGUAAUAAAAAGGAUUUUUGGAGCUAUGGCUCCAUCUUUCUUGUCUUCGUGGUGGCUCUUGUUUUGCUAAGCUCCGCCCAAAGCUACUAUUCCUCUCCAGCACAGCAGGUGCCCCCAAACCCAGCGCUGGAAGCCUUCCUGGCCCAGUUCAGCCAGCUGCAGGACACGUUUCCGGGCCAGAGCGCUUUUCUGUGGCAGAGAGGACGCAAGUUCCUCCAGAAGCACCUCAACGCUUCACACCCCACCGAGCCGGCCACCAUCAUCUUCACCGCAGCUCGAGAGGGAAGAGAGACCCUGCGGUGCCUCAGCCAUCGCGUGGCGGACGCCUACACCUCCUCCCAGAAAGUCUCUGCCAUUCAGAUCGACGGGGCGGGAAGAGCCCUGCAGGACAGUGACACCGUCAAGCUACUGGUGGACAUGGAACUGAGCUCCGGGUUCGAGGAUGGCAGGAAGGCCGCCGUGGUACACCGCUUCGAGUCCCUCCCUGCAGGCUCCACCUUGAUCUUCUACAAGUACUGCGACCACGAGAACGCGGCCUUCAAGGACGUGGCCCUCGUCCUGACCGUCCUCCUGGAGGAGGACACGCUGGCCGCCAGUGUGGGCCCCAGGGAAACGGAAGAGAAAGUGCGGGAUUUGCUCUGGGCCCGGUUUACCAACGCGAACACUCCCAGCUCCUUCAACCGCAUGGACUCGGACAAGCUGAGCGGGCUGUGGAGCCGCAUCUCGCACCUGGUGCUGCCCGUCCAGCCCGUGCGGGCCAUCGAGGAGCAGGGCUGCCGGCUCUGAGCCAGGCGGGCAGGCGGUGGAAGUGAGGGGUUUAUUAAAGGCCUUCCCUGCCUGUGGAAGGAAUGUGAGGAAAUCGCCUGAAAAGUACAAGUGGGCUUAUUUUAGGAAAAAAUCGUUGAUUUUUUACUUUUGGUAAAAUUUUUCUAAUCUAAGCUUGACAAAGCUAAAAGCUGACCUGAAUUUUUUUUUCUUUGCUUUUCAAGCAAAUCAGGUUUGAAAUAGAUAACAGAUAGGGUAUAUAUAUAUAUAACAGGAUUUUUUUUUAAAUCUAAAAAUAUAGUAGCAGAAUUAUUGCACAGGAAAAUAAUUUUCUCAGAGUAACUACAGAGUGAUUUUUGUUUUCUUGAGACUCUAAAAACCCUUUAGAAUCGUGUUUGGACUAAAGCAAUUACAGUUAUGAAGCAAGGAUAAUUUAAACAAAUUUCUAUCAUGUUAAAGAUUUAAAAAACUUACUUUAAUAGCUUUAUUGUGGAAUUACAUUUUACAGUAAUUUGCACUGUUGAAUAGUAUGGAAAAAGGAAAUUUUAUUCAAAUAUCUAAUUACUAUAUGUAAGGCACUGUGUUUUUUUUUCUGUUAGUAAGCUGAGGUAAAAGCAGUUAUACUCAAGAAAUAGUCUUAAAAAUUGGAAACAAUGGGGAAUUGGUUAUAAUCAUUGGGAAUGGAGAAAUUCUAAUUGGCUGUAUCGUUACUUCAGCUUUUAAAAAGUAUUUAGAGCAAUGAUUU